AUGGCGACCGCGGCCGACCAGCCCGCCCAACCGGAUGGCGCCCAUGCCGCCGCCGCAAGCAAGCGCAAGACCAUGGACGAAAUCGCCGUAGAUCUUGCUCUCCCCGAACCGCCAUCCAAGCGGGCCCGGCGCGCCUUGAAGAAGGGCAAGCCGCUCCCCGCCAAACCCAGCAACAGCAGCGGCAGUCGAGAAGACGACGACGAUGACGACGACGGCGGCGGCGGCGGCGGCGGCGGCGGCGGCGCUGACAAAGAGAAGCCAGACGGCAGGGGCAAGAGCCGGUCCGAGCACGGCAUCUGGGUCGGCAACCUGCCCUUUAGCGUCACGGCGGCCGAGCUGAAGCAGUGGCUCGUCGACAACUCGGGCGGCGUCAUCACCGACGCGGCCAUAACCAGGAUAAAGCUGCCAACGUCCAAGGGCCCCGGGGCUCAGAAACCGACCCCGGCCCCGGCCAACAAGGGCUUCGCGUACGUCGACUUUGCCGACCUCGGCGCCAAGGUGGCCGCCAUUGCCCUCUCGGAGACGGAGCUGGCCCACAGGAAGCUGCUCAUCAAGGACGCCAAGUCGUUCGAGGGCCGGCCCCCCAAGGACGAGGAGCCCCAGGCCAGGGCCGUCGGGCCCGACGGCCAGCCCCAGCGCGGACCGCACAGCACGAACCGGACGGACCCCGCCGCCGCCGCCGCCGCCGCCGUCAACGCCAGCCGCAAGAUCUUCAUCGGCAACAUGAGCUUCAAGACGACGCAGGACGACGUGCACCGCACCUUUGAAAAGUGCGGCGAGAUCGAGUGGGUCAAGGUGGCCACGUUUGAGGACACGGGCAAGUGCAAGGGCUACGGAUGGGUCAAGUUCAAGGAGCCCGAGGCGGCGGCCUGGGCCGUCAAGGGCUACGUCAAGAUCAGGGAAGCCGUCGACACGGAAGAGGACUUUAACGACGAGGCAGAUGACGGCGGCGACGGCGACGGCGCGGCGCCCGGCAGGCAAGCUGGGCAGAAGCGCUUCAAGACGAGGAAAUGGUGGGUGAACCGCAUGCUGGGUCGGGAGCUGAAGCUGGAGCUGGCCGAGGACGACCAGGCCCGGUACAAGAAACGCUUCGGCAAGGACGCCCGGGCUCACGGCGGCGGCGAGCGAGCCGACGGCUUCUCGCAGGGGCGCCAUGCCAAGUCCAAGGGCGGCGGCGGCGGCGGCGGCGGUGGUGGUGGUGCCGCUGCGACAGCGAAAACCGGCCAGCUCAGCGCCGCUGCGGUAGAGCCAACGCAGAGUUCACGUAGGCAGCCUGGGGGCGAUGGGACAAAAGGCGUGCACAGGGCGGCCGAGACCUCUCUCAAGCAAGCUGCCAGCAUUCAGGAGGCGAGACUGAUGGGAACAACGGUCAAGCACACCGGUACCAAGGUGACGUUUGACUAA
Molecule: messenger RNA, 1404 nt
Organism: Ustilaginoidea virens
Lineage: Eukaryota; Fungi; Ascomycota; Sordariomycetes; Hypocreales; Clavicipitaceae
Exons: 1
Coding region: 1-1404 (467 amino acids)
Molecular function (GO): RNA binding
Source: RefSeq, a predicted model, not a curated record